Molecule: messenger RNA, 2968 nt
Organism: Salvelinus fontinalis (brook trout)
Lineage: Eukaryota; Metazoa; Chordata; Actinopteri; Salmoniformes; Salmonidae
Product: putative zinc finger protein 66
Exons: 4
Coding region: 830-1213 (127 amino acids)
Source: RefSeq, a predicted model, not a curated record
CAUUGAAAACAAACUGGUUUCCGGUCAAAUUGAGUCACGCAGUCCAAAACAAACUAGUUGGCGAUCACAUGUCAAUUUAGCCUGAUAAAGAUUGGUAUUCAAGGUUUUCGUCUCGUGUAGGCAGAGUUGAAACUACCGAUGUACACCCAAUAUCCUGAGUUUCACAACAGCUGUAGAAAUGGAGGAAACCACGUUUAUUUACAAUUUUAUUCCGAGUCGAACGGUGGAUGAAGUGAUCGACUUGAUGCGAUCUAGUUUUACACCUGAACAUAUGUCAACAGAGGAAGUCGUGGCUUUACUUCUGUCCAUCUCUGAAGUGCCGUUGGCUCGUUGUAUGGGUUCUCUGCAAAAAACGUUACUGGCGGAGAUAACCAAGCUGUCAAAGUCAGGUCGCCGACGUUAUUCUUACGGUGAAAGGUCCAGUACCGAGAACGGAGAGAGCAGAGUAGUUCAGUUAGCUGCAGAAGAAAAUGAAUAUGUCAGUUACGACAACGAUGGCACAGACACAGGUCACAUGUAGACCACAGCGAUACCAAAGCAGACCCAGAUCCACCAUACUGAGGCAGUGGAUCAAGCCUCCACCACACAUGCAGUCUGUUCAGGACAGCAGGAUGAUGCUGAUGCACCUACUGUCCACACGGGAGAGAAGCCUUACUCCUGCUCCGACUGCAACAAGACCUUCCACAGACAGGAAUCUGACAAACUACUACACCAAGGGGGGUGGGGCUCCGCCUGCCCGCGCACCUUCUUCCGUUCCGACGGAUGCAAGCACACGGGAGAGCAGCCGUUUCCGUGCCCGUACUGUGAGAAGACGUUUGCGACCGCCGGUAUGAUGAAGGCGCACGCCCUGGGCCACCUGAGUGAGCAACCUCGCCCGUGUCCCCACGGGGGGAGCUUCAGAACAGUGUAUGAUCCGAGUCAUCAGCUGGUGACAAGGCCCUUCCUGUGUGUGAAGUGUCUCAAGGCCUUCAGGACAGCAAGGAUUCUGCAUAACCACAAGGUCCACCACAUGGAGGACCGUGACCACACCUUUGAGGACUGCAACAAGACACCCCAUCACCUGAAGCUCCACUCAGAGGAUACGCCCUACGUCUAUCCCGACCGCGGCAAGGGAUUCCUCCAGCCCGACCGCCUCACCCUCCAUCGCCGUACCCACGUUACAGAGCCCAAGUCCAGGAAGACGCGCCACAAGUGUUCCAUGUCUCCGUGGUGAACGCCCGCAGGCACACCUCACUGUUCACCUUAAUGUUGAGCACGGCGUCGAACCGUCCACCCACCCCACCCCGGGGUCAAGGUCAAAGUUUAACUGUCAUCUGGAUUGGAGGCAAAGACUAGGACAGGCCAAACCGCCUUCGUUCAGCUGACCUGUGUCGGGUUAGUUUUACAGGUCUGAACCAACUGGAUAACCACAGCUGUGACACGGAGAAACGGAGUCAGAGACACAGACAGUUCCAGCAGAAAAGGAGGAUCACAAUGAAGAAGUCAGAGCAGAGUUUGGUGUUGAAAGAAGAAAACGUGUUCCCGUCUUAUAAACUACGUGUCAGUGUCUAGUAGUACACGUCAGACACCAGCUUGUGUCAGGGAGUGUUGUAGCAGGGAAAACAGGUAUAGGACCAGUUGUUAAACCACAGCUUGUGACCGGGCCGGGGAGUGCUGUAUCAUAGGACCAGUUGUUAGACUGCAGCUUGUCAGGGCCAGGGAGUGCUGUAGCAGCAAGAACAGGUCUAGGAACUGUUGUUAGAAUGCAGUGUGUCAGCAGGAAGAACAAGUCCCAGGUCUGUUUUUAUGAUUGUAGCCAACCAGGGAGUGGGACAGCCUCUGACCUUGUUCCAAGUACCUGUAGUGAGGUUCACAACUCCUGGUAGAGUCACAGCACCAUCUACAGGCCAAACAGUGAAACAACAUCCUCUGUGACUAGUUUACAUGGCUGUGGUAUCAUCCACAGCAACACCCAUAGCACCAGUAUAGUAUCCAAACCCAUAGUAACACUAGUAAAUCCCUGACAAGUCUCACCUGUAGCAGCUAAACACAUAGUAGCAGCACCAGUCACCUCAGCAAUGACAUCACAACUAUGACAUCACCAGUAACUCCCAGGUGAAGACCAAACAGAAGCAAAUGGUUUUUUGUUAAAUAAAUUAUAUAUAAAACAGGGACGAACCCUUUUAGUUGCAAAAUGUUUUUCUACAGCGUUUAACGAAUGAAUUCACCCAUAGCUACUCCUCCUCCAUGCUAACAGUUGGCUGAAGUAAACCCUGAUAUGAGUGUCAAUGAAAAGACCCAUUGAAACAUCUCUCUAAAACAAAGUUUACUUACAAAUACCCAAAAGCCAUUGACAGUAAGAAUGUACAGGGAUAAAUGCUAUUUGUAUGACCAUACAAACUGAUCAGAUAUACUUCAAGUUUCUUUCAUAAAGAACAGUCAUUCUAACAUGCAAACACAAAGCCUUGUACAGGAUGAAGAACUGAUUAUGUGAACACGUUUAGGAUUACAAAUGUGUUGGUUCACUAUUCUAACAUUUAAGCCUCGGAACAUUUGAUUAAACAGUUAAGACUAUAAAAGUUACAUGUUCAAUUUCUUGUUAGAUCUACAGCUUUGCCAUAAUCCACUGUGUCUGAUUUCCUCCACAAAACCAAUAAAUCUUCAAUUGUUUCAGCUGCAAUAUAUUUUAUAUAGUGUUUUUCUCAGAGAAGUAAAUUAAUCCUACAGACACUAUGAAAAUUCAACCUUGUUGGUUAACCAAUUAUGUAUAUAUAAAAUUCUGAAAUGUAAAAAAUAUAAAUCUAGAGUUUUCCUAGAACUGAAAUGAAUAGGUUCAGAAGUAAGAGUCCCAUCAGACUUCGGACAGUAAACUAGCUUAAACAACAGUAUAUGCAUACAGUAAAACCGUUUUUAAAACUUAAACAAUACAUGUGUACAGCAGUUAUGCUAACAGUUCAAAGAAUGAUAAGGCACUAACCGAAAAGGGACU